Molecule: messenger RNA, 1416 nt
Organism: Psilocybe cubensis
Lineage: Eukaryota; Fungi; Basidiomycota; Agaricomycetes; Agaricales; Agrocybaceae
Exons: 10
Coding region: 1-1416 (471 amino acids)
Biological process (GO): proteolysis
Molecular function (GO): aspartic-type endopeptidase activity
Source: RefSeq, a predicted model, not a curated record
AUGGCAUGGUCGUUCGUUGUCCUCCUUUUCUUCGCAACAGCUUUAAUCGACAGCGCGAUUCAAGCCCUCCAUAUUCCAAUACAAGGAACGCGAGCAUCCGUUUCUAACUUUCGGCGACAGGCUGGUUCUCUCCGACCGGGUACACUAGCGUUGGUGAAUUCCGGUGACAUUAGCUAUUACGCAGAGAUAGUUUUAGGGAACCAGAGUUUCCGGGUGUUGGUUGAUACUGGAAGUUCCGAUCUUUGGGUGUCAGGGAGUGUUUUGAAGAGCAUUGACACCGGAAAAGAUGCAGCCAUCCAAUACGCAGCCAACAAAGUUGAAGGAUCUAUCAAGCAAGCUACCUUAGAGUUUGCUGGACAUGUCGUCCCCGAUCAGGCUUUUCUGGAAAUACCUUCAAAUUCCGUGAAUAAGGAAGGCCAAGGAAUCUUAGGUCUGGGACCCGGCUCAAGCUCUUUUAUAUCAGAUCAAAUUGGCCUACCAGGUGGAGCACCGGCCUUGGAUCGUAUAUUCGCUCAAAACCGCUCUUCACCCAAUUACUUUACCAUUCUCCUCGGACGUUCAGAUCCAACUGAUUCUUUCAAUGGGAGUAUCACCGUCAGCGAGGUUCUCGAAGAUUAUAAAGCGAUCCUGAACGAACCCAAGCUAAAUAUUACAACAGUCCCUGCCAAUAUGAUCGAAGACCAGCAUUUACAAGUCCUACUUGACGCUGAUGGCCUCAUUGGCCCAGACGGACAUCCGAUUCGUUUUGAGUCCAAUGUCACGCAGACCGAGAAUAGAAAGCAGGCAACCGUAGUUUUCGACUGUGGGUUUACACUGCCUCAGGUUACUCGUUCGAUAGCAGAAGCUAUAUACGGCAAAUUUGUCGGCUCAAAAUUCACUCAAUUGCCUGGUCUAGGCGGUGUUUGGGUGUUGCCCUGUGAACAGGAGGUGAAUAUUACAUUUUCUUUCGGGGGAAAAUUAUAUCCAAUACAUCCUUUGGACAUGUCAUUUGAACCUUCGGUAGUCAAUUUAACAGACUUUCAAACAACGUCGGGAGAAAGGGGAUGUAUCGGGACAUUCCAACCAUUUACUUACGACCGAGGGAGUAAUCCGACCUACGACAUGGUUCUUGGAAUGGCAUUCAUGCGCAAUGUUUAUUCUUUAUUUGAUUACGGAGAUUUUAUUCAGAAUUCAACUUUACUCGAAACGGCGUAUGUUCAGUUGCACUCAUUAACUGAUCCAGCAGAAGCGCAUGCGGACUUUGUGUCCGUCCGCUUGGGAGGUGUCGACACGACUGGAGAUCGAGUUCUUAAAGACGACAAUGACGCUCGGAAGAAAUCCAUCUACUAUGUCAUUGCUAUCGUGGCAGUAGUCGCUAUUCUGACUAUUGCUGUUGUGGUUUAUUUUUGGCGUAGACGACGGCGAGGCAUUCGAUAG